UUUUUUUGGACCAGCUAGGAAGGGGUUAAAGCCAAGGGAAGGUGGGAAGGCGAACGUUCCUUCCGGAUCCUCUUUUGGGAGGCCCUCGUGGUUAACUGUGGCGACGCGGGAGAUCUCUGAGGCUGAGCCAGGAGCAGCAGGCCAGGAAAAGGCAGGUUUUUUCCACCCUGAAGAAUGAUGGACCCCCAUUGACUGCAGCAAGCCCUGGAUAUUUUGCUGUGUUCUUCAAAGAAGAGUUUGCUGGAUGAGUAACUAGAUAGUAGUUACUAGUAACUAGUAGAAUGGGAAGGGUGUAAUUUCAGGAAUCUUUUAAGGACUGGUACUGAAAGGCAGAGGAGGAGAGACACAACAAAGCAGGCUUUUUUUGGAAGGGAAUGGCUGCAAUACAAGAAACGGGGUCUGCUAGUUUUCUAGAUCCAGAAAUAAAAAUGGAAGUGCAUGGUUCAUUAGGUCCAGAAGCAGAAGAGGUCGUAGAAGGAGAAUCUCUCCCCAAAAUGGGAAGCAGUGCAGAAGAAGCAGAAGAAAUGCUGAAACAGAAAUCAAAGGAAGAGGCGUCACGAAACUGGAAUGCUCAGUUUGAAGAUUUUCUGAAGACACUCCAGUUUCCUAGUUCGACAGGGAAAGCCACGCAGCACACUGCCCCUCGCACGCUUCCCAGGAGAAUGGCUGAGACCAGCCACUCUCCCAAGGGAGUGUGGGUUACCCCAAAUCAGCCUCUUCUCCUUGGGGAAGCCACAGGGGAUGAUGAAUGCUAUCCAGUUGCCACACAUCCUGGGAAAGAGGUCACAUCAUCACAGAAAGGCAGUGUUGGGUUGGAGGCACAGCGCCAGCAUUUUCGGAUGUUGAUCUACCAAGAAGCUGUUGGGCCCCGAAACUUCUGGAGGAAGCUCCGAAAACUCUGCCGGAAGUGGCUGGUUCCAGAGAAGCACACCAAGGAGCAGAUCCUGGAUCUGGUGACGCUGGAGCAGUUCCUGACUGCCCUGCCCCCAGAUAUGCAGAAAUGGCUCAGGGGACGCCAUCCCCAGACCUGCUCCCAGGCAGUGGCCCUGGCGGAGGAUUUCUUUCUGAUGCAUCGAGGGCCCAAAGGCUGUGAAAGACAGAUCACUGAGACGUCCAAAGACAUGUUUGCAAAUCCCCCCAAGGCAAAAGAGGCUCAGCCAAGGAUGAAGCUUCGAGCAGAGACUGUGCACAAGCAUAUUGGGAAUGAAAAUAUUGUGGGUGAUGCACAGUUGACUGAAAGUGAGGAACCCCAGCUUGAGAGUAACAAGGAAAUGGAGCAGCUGAUGACACCUGUGAAAAUAGAGGAUCCAUUUGUUCCAGCCCAAGGUGUUUGCAAAAGCGACCGUGCACCCACUGUCUGUGAAGAAGAGAAUGCAGAGAAAUAUGACAAAAAUGGGAAACACUUUAGCCAGGAUUCUCACCUGCUCAUUCAAGAAGAUCCCGAUGUAGAGAAGAUAUACAAAUGUUGGAACUGUGGACAAAACUUCAGUAGCAGCUCAGACCUUCUGACCCAUGAGAGAAACCAUGUGGGGGAGAAAGUGUAUACAUGUGCUCACUGUGGAGAAAGUGAGAGGAUCCACAAAGGCCAGAAGUCAAAUAGGUGUCCGCACUGUGGAAAAACCCUGGAAGACACACUCGAAACAGGAGAGAAGCCCUAUACAUCUUCAAAACGUGGGAAAAGACGCAGUCAAAGAUCAGAGAUUCUGCAACCGGAAAGAACAUGCAGAGGUCGGAAGCCUUCCACAUGCCUUGUGUGUGGGAAGAGCUUCAGAAAUGGCAGAGCUCUGAGAACACACCAGAGAAUCCACAGCGGUAGUGCAAGACUGAUUGAAAGUAAGGGGAAGAAAACCCGACUUCAGGAUACAGAAUCGGUAGAGCAACUGAUGGCAUCCACGAAAACUUGCAAAGAGGACAAUUUCUUGUGUCUGAGUGAACCUGAUAAGAACCAAGAGGGGACAGACAACAACAAUGGAAAUGGCAAGGAGAAGGUUGAAAAUGGGGAACACUUCAGCCAGGACUCUGACUGUAUCAUGCAUGAGGGCCCUGAUGUAGAGGAGAAGCCAUUCAAGUGUUGGCACUGUGGACAGAGCUUCAGUAGUAUCUCAGAUCGUCUGACCCAUGAGAAAACCCAUGUGGGUGAAAAAGUGUAUAAAUGUUCCCAGUGUGGAGAAAGUGUGAGAACUCACAAGGGUCGGAAGCCCCGUAGGUGUUCCCAUUGUGGAAAUACCUUUGGGUACAACCCAACAGACAAAAUCCAAGCAGAGGAGAAGCCUUGCACAUCUUUAGGACGUAGGAAAAACUGCAAACAGACCUCCAACCUUCUCAAACAUAAAAAAACGCCUGCAACAGGUGGAAAGUCAUGUCCAAAGUGUGGGAAGACCUUUACAAAAGCCUCGUAUCUCAAAAUGCACCAGAGAGUUCACACAGGGGAGAAACCCUAUAAAUGUUUGCAGUGUGGGAGGUGUUUCACCUGGAGUUCACAUUUGAAAUACCAUGAGAAAAUGCACACCAUGAUGUGCUUCUACUGUGGAAAAAGUUUCAGUCAGGAAUCAAUACGUGUUGAACAUGAGAAGACCCAUGCGGAAGACAACACAUUUGCAUGUUUCGCUUGUGGAAAAGCCUUUGAAGUUAGUUCAGAGCUAUCUGCACAUGCACAAACCCAUAAAGGGAAAUCAUUUGAAAAUUCGCUCUUGUUAAAGCCGUAUGGAAACAGCUUGCAACACACGGCACAUCAGGAAGUCCUUGUCAAGGAGUCUCGUGAAUGUUCAGAGUGUGGGAAGACCUUUAGGAGUGCCUCAUAUCUCAAAGUGCAUCAGAGAAUCCACACAGGAGAGAAACCAUUUGGAUGUUUUCGCUGUGGAAAAUCUUUCACCUGGAGUUCACAUUUCAAAUAUCAUGAGAAAAUGCACACAAUGUGUUUCUACUGUGGGAAAAGUUUCUGCCAAAAAUCAGAAUGUGUUGAACAUGAGAAGACCCAUGCGGGAGACAACACAUUUGCAUGUUUUGCUUGUGGGAAAGUCUUUGGCAACAGUUCGAAGUUAGCUGCACAUGUGCAAACCCACAAAGGAAAAACUGGUGAGAACAGCAUGCAACACACUGCGCAUCAGGAAGUCCAGACAGGAGAGAAGUCUUACAAAUGUUCAGAGUGUGAGAAGACCUUUAGAAGCGCCUCAUAUCUCAAAGUGCACCGGAGAAUCCACACAGGAGAGAAGCCAUUUAAAUGUCUUCAGUGUGGGAGGUCUUUCUGCUGGAGUUCGCACUUGAGUUAUCAUGAGAAGACACAUCAAAAGAUCCGCACAGGAAAGAAACCAUAUAAAUGCUCCCAUUGUGGCAAAACCUUCAGCUGGCGUUCCCAACUUUUACUGCAUGAGAAAAAGCACAAGGGAGAGAAGGCCUGUAAAUGCUCAAUCUGUGGGAGAAGCUUCGAUAGGCGAUCCAGCCUUAUUUUGCAUGUGAGAAGUCACACAAAACAGGCAGCAUAUAAAUGUGCAGACUGUGGAGACAGUUUCACCUCAAACACCAUUCUUCAGCGGCACAAGAAAAUCCAUGCAUUGGCUCCUGAGGUUCCAGAUAGUUUUUGAGAUACUGAACAGAACAGACAUACAAGACAAGACAGAAUUUUGACCAUAAAGAUUAAGGAAGAAAUGUAUAAAUCAGUGGUUCUCAAUGUGUGGGUCCCCACGUGUUUUGGCCUACAACUCCCAGAAACCAUAGCCAGUUUACCAGCUGUUAGGAUUUCUGGGAGUUGAAGCCAAAAACAUAUGGGGACCCACAAGUUGAGAACCACUGAUACAAGUCAAGGGCAUUUGCCAAUGACUUAGUAAUAUGUAUUGUUAAAGGCUUUCAUAGCCAGAAUCACUGGGUUGCUGUGAGUUUUCCAGGGUGUAUGGCCCUGUUCCAGAAGCAUUCUCUCCUGAUGUUUCACCCACAUCUAUGGCAGGCAUCCUCAGAGGUCGUGAGAUCUCUUGGAAACUAGGCAAGCGAGGUUUCUAUAUCUGUGGAAGGUCCAGGGUGGUAGAAAAAACUCUUGUCUGCUGGAGGAAACUGAAUGUUGCAGUUAAUCACCUUGAUUAGCAUUUAAUGGCAUUUAAUCAAGGUGAUUAGUUGUAACAUUCAUACUUGUCUCCAACAGACGAGAGUUCUUUCUCCCACCCUGGACAUUCAACAGAUAUAUAAACCUCACCUGCCUAGUUUCCAACAGACCUCACAACCUCUGAGGAUACCUGUCAUAGAUGUGGGCGAAAUGUCAGGAGAGAAUGCUUCUGGAACAUGGCCAUACAGCCCAGAAAAUUCACAGUAACCUACCGAUGUAGUAAUAGUUUUGAGAAGCCCAUUGGACAGUACAGAUGUUCUAAUGAGAAAAUUAAAAGAAUUUGUGACCUUUCAGGUUUUAAGAAUAGUGAAAAGACAAAGGUGUUGACUGACAAUAUGAAAAAACAGGUAGAAAUGAAGGAUCAAACUGGUUUUAGAAUAGGGAAGAUUAAACACUAGUAUUGUUAUGACAAGUACGCUGUUACAAAAUCGCAAAGGCUGGAUCCACACUGCCAAAUAAUGCAGCUUGAACUCCCAUUAUAUCGUCAGUGCAGACCCAUAUAAUGCAGUUUAGAGCUAGCCUAUGUUAAGACAUGAAAUAAUAUGAAGAAUAUGCAAAGGCGGGAGAAAUUGUUGUGGAGAUUUUGUUGUAAAUAGGAAUAUUUUGCCCAGGAUGAUGAUGUUAUCCACACAAUACUGCUCUUGACAAUUGAUAUCCCAGUUAAGCAAUUGCAGGAUGAUUUAUUGACCUCAGGAGUCAAAUAUAAGGUAUUGUGAGAUGAAAGGAAACAAUAGGAUUGGAUUUACAUGAUCUGAAAUUGUAUUUUGCUGCCUAUUUGGCUUGGUAAUGCAGUCAUUCCUUCACAUUCAAUGGCUUUGACUUUUGAUGAUUUAAUUAUUCACGACUUUGGUUGAAAUGUCACACUGGAGGACCUAGAAAUUCCACCAACUUCUGGUGGAGUCAUGCUGGAUAGCCUAGAGAUUUCUGUGAAGGUGUUCUUUCAGAUUGAAAAAACAUUUUUUUCUUAUUUAUGAUUUUUCACUUUUGUGAUGAUCUUAAGCUCAGCAAAUGUGGAGGACGGGGAAGAUUACAAAAACAAGAAGUGCUUCCUCAGCUGGCUGAUGCCACAGGUCAUAAUAUGUGUAAGAUGAUCCUUAAGGAUAUUUUUCAAAACGUAUUAAAAUUGAGAUUAAAGAGGGAAUGCGUUUAGUAUAAACAACACUCAAAGUAACUUUCUUAUAAACAGUCUUAAGCAUGCCUCUUUUAUAUAAAUUGCUCUAAAAUACCAAGGAGUUUUUCCCUCUCCCAGUGAGACUAGUUGUAUCAGCUUAUAGCAGAUAUAAGACAUUGUUCAGAGUACAAGGAGAUACAAUAGAUGUUUGAAGCCUUAGCACCUGAAUUUCGAGAUACAAUCCUUAACAUAAAAAUUCUAGAAUGGAUACUUAUAAAUGAGGCAAUUUUUCAACCUAGUACAUCUGGGUAAGAAAAUAGAGCAACUCUAGCGAUGGAUUACAUCAUACCAGGCAGGGAAAACUUUGUCCCUCCAGGUGUUUUGGACUUCAACUCCCACCACUAAGCGGCUAAGGGGGAAAAGGAAGGGGCCUGAGGCUGUUAGGAAUGGUGGGAGUUGAAGUCCAAAACACCUGGAGGGACAAAGUUUGCCCAUGCCUGCAUCAUACUGUACUUUUCCUACUUUUCAUUGAUUCCCUUAAAUAGUCAUUUUUUAAAAACCCAUAAGUAACCCACUGAUGGAUAUAUUUUCUUACUUUAAUGAUCAGUUGUCCACUUGUAUAGAGAGUGCAUACUGCAAUUCCAGAAAUUGAUUGGUAGGUUAUAUUAGAAAGGGUAAUAUUUUGAAGGAGAAGAGUUGUUUAUAAGAUGUCAUAAAUGCUGUACAAAUAUUAAAUGUGUUUCUCUUUAUUUUUAGAUUAGCCCCUGUGAUAAGGCUGAAAAGUGUUGGAAUUUUUAAAUAAUAAAAGGUUUUGGCAAAAACAAA
This is a messenger RNA of Anolis carolinensis (green anole), 6029 nucleotides long. RefSeq names its product zinc finger protein 184. Bases 375 to 3581 code for a protein of 1068 amino acids. NCBI's taxonomy places the organism in Eukaryota, Metazoa, Chordata, Lepidosauria, Squamata, Anolidae. The transcript is spliced from 5 exons. The record is from RefSeq and is a predicted model, not a curated record.